AUGCUCUGCAUCCCUAUAACCACCAGCCAUCAUAACAAUCGCACACAAAACCGAAAGAUGCUCCGAAGUUUCCGGAGCCAUAAAGGCCUAAGGUCCGGCCACUCAUCCAGCAAGGUUCAACACGCCAGACAACCAAGCGACGCUUCAUCCAUGGAUUCCCGCUCCUCCACCACCAGCAGCAACGGGAGGAAUCUCGAUUUCGACCCCCUGAGGUGCCAUCCUCCCGACCUCACCUUCACCCAUCGGCCAUCUCUGGGGAAUAUCAGCGAGGACGAGUUUGAAAGCCAUCGACCAGUCCGGCCCUCACGCAGUCUGCCCGGGCCACCUCAUCACAGUGAGCGUGCUCACUACACGACGACGCCACGUGUACAUCACCAACCACCAACCACGCCAACAACCAUCAUCUACGACGGCUUCGACUUUGGCUUCGACCAUAAUAAGCCAACACCACCAUCAGCUCCAGCACAUCACCUUUCAGCAGGCGUGGCAACGCCAUCCUCUCCCACGCCGAGCACCGACAGCUUCAGCAGCAGCUUCAGCAGCGCCAGCAGCGACUCGGUAGACUCGCAUUACUGUGCCGGCCUAGCAGCGGCACCACAGCCUCGUCAUCAGCGUCCUCGCCCCGAGGAGGUCUCAGCAGCAAUGGCACGCCCACGAGGUCUGGUUGCCGCUGAUGAUUUCAUCAAGAGAGGCGGUUGGAAGAGGAGGGGCGUCAUCUUUGAGCUGGACGUGCCGAUGGCUGAUGAGGAAGAGUGCUUUGAUCUUGAUAUGGAUUGA
Molecule: messenger RNA, 777 nt
Organism: Sordaria macrospora k-hell
Lineage: Eukaryota; Fungi; Ascomycota; Sordariomycetes; Sordariales; Sordariaceae
Source: RefSeq, a predicted model, not a curated record